AUGUCCACCGCGGUGGAGGGGCUGCAAGCCUGCGGACUGAAGGUGAUCGUGGUGUCCUCCCGCGCAGAGCCCGCGCUGGAUCUCCAGCACGCCGCGGCGUCGGUGGACAGGGGCCGCCUGCUUCACGUGCAGGCGCUCAGCGACGCUGCCGUCGAGGUGCUGCUGUGUUCGGACAGGUACCGCUGCCCCUUCGUCACGAACCGGGACGUGAACGCGCUCGUCUGCGACUGGCGCCUGCCGCCGCGGGCCCAGCUAUGGCUGCGGCGCGAGCUGCCGAACUUGCACAUCGGCUGGCGGGUUACCGAGGCGGGGGACUUCGGCGCCUGCUUCCCCCCCGCUGUGCGGAAGCGCGUGGGGGCGGCCGCCCGGGCACACGGCGCGGGCGCUGCGCCAGAUGCGGGCGCCCUGUGCGCGGCAGCGGCGUGGCUCGGCGGGCCGGAGGCGCAGGCGGAGCCCGCUGCGCCGCCGUGGCCCGCCCAGCAGCCGUGGACGUGCUCGGGCACGGACGACGACGUGCCGCCGAUGGCGCUGCUGGCGUCGGAGUGCGGGGCAAGGGUGCUGUGCCUGUUCUGCACUCAGAAGUCGUCGGGCCUGUUCCCAUGA
Prorocentrum cordatum is the source of this 603-nucleotide messenger RNA. The record is from the annotation of a GenBank genome assembly. Lineage: Eukaryota; Dinophyceae; Prorocentrales; Prorocentraceae.